GACGUCAAGUUGAAAAGAAAAGAAUGUUGUUAUUAUUCGCAAGUAAAAUCGUAAAUUUUCUUUAAAUCAUUCAAAAUGUCGGAAGAGUUUGCACUUUGUUGGAAUAAUUUUACUGAUAACAUCACAGCUGGUUUUCAUUCUCUUCUGUUUCGAGGCGAUUUAUGUGAUGUGACGCUUGCUGCUGAAGGGCAACUUCUAAAAGCCCACAAGGUUGUUCUAUCAAUUUGCAGUCCAUAUUUUCAGGAGAUGUUUGUUACCAACCCAUGCCAACAUCCCAUAAUUAUAUUAAAAGAUACGAAAGCGAAAUUAGUUUUGAACCUUCUAGAAUUCAUGUAUCAAGGAGCAGUAAAUGUUAAACAGAGUGAACUUUCAGCGUUUAUGAAGAUAGCAGAGACCUUACAAAUUAAAGGUUUAACAACAAAUCCCAAAGAAAAUAAAAGAACGUCAAGUGGUGAGAAAUCUAAAGAGAAAUUUUCUGAUCAAAAAUCUCCAUUAAAACGCUGCAACGAAAGUCCUCCGACCACCGAGAAUCAAAAUAGUAAUAAACAACAGAAAAUUCAGAAUGAUGUGACUGAUUUAACAAUUGAUGAUGAUGAUGAGUCACAAGUUGAUGAACAAUUUAAUGUUUCUGUUCCUGAAAUCUCAAUGGUUGAACUUGGACUUGAUUCAAAUCCUCUCAGCUCAAAAUCACACGAUUCAUCUGAAGCUCAUUUAUCAUUCACUCCAACAACUUUAAAGAUAUCAAGCAGUCAAUCACUUGGGUCCAGUUCAUUUGAUACAAAAAGUGAAUCAAAAGAUUCGGAAAAUCGUCAGCCUGAGAUUCCAAAUGAAGUUCCAUCGUCAGGAGCUAACAUCACGAUGUUGUCAUCAACAAGUUUGCUUCAUGGAAAUUGUAUUUUCAAUCGCAAUAAUACUGUUGCAACACAAGCUGGUCUCAAAACUUAUUGGCUAUGUAAAAGUUAUAGAAUAUCAAUGUGUAAAGCUCGGUGUAUAACACAUCAGGGAAAAGUCAUUUCUGCGACUGGAGUUCACAACCAUUCACUUCAUAUGAAAAACAAAUAUUCAGAAAUUCCGCCGGGACACACUCCAAACAUCAUAAAUUCAACGCAAUCAAUAAAUGAUUUUAAAUCUAACAUCAGUUCAAUUGUCACACAAACAGCAUCGUCACAGCAGCAUCAGCAGCAACAUCUUCAGCUACAAAGUCAACAAGGCUUCAUCCAACCUUAUCAUUAUUUCUCUCACAUGAUGGAACCAACAAACGAGCAAAUUUACAUGAGCCAAAUAAAUUCAAAUCAACAUUUUAAUCCAACAACAAGUGAAUCAAAGUUAUCAUUUUUACAUGAUCCAUCAACAAGCACCCAAGGACAGUUCAAAAUGGAAGACAUUUAGUUAAAAUAAUUAAUAAGAUGUAACAUUAAAUAUUGUAAGCAUAUGAGUUCUUAUAAAUAAUUUAUUUACAAAUAGAAAUAUCUCUCAUUAUACUUAUAUAAAUGCAAGGUUUGUUUAUUUGUUAUGAAUUGAGAUUUUUAGCAAAUUCCGAAUUCAAGCCCUGUAUUCAUUACGUGGUAACAAUUAGCCAGCUAAUCAAACACUGUUAAGUAUCUAAUGGAAGGAAAUCACAUAAAUAAGUUUGAUUUGACGCG
Clunio marinus is the source of this 1643-nucleotide messenger RNA. The record is from the annotation of a GenBank genome assembly. NCBI's taxonomy places the organism in Eukaryota, Metazoa, Arthropoda, Insecta, Diptera, Chironomidae.